AUGAAGUCCUUCAUCGCAGCAACGCUGUUUGCCGCCACGGCUUUGGCCGAUUUGUGUGCUCAUGGCAGCACCGAUGACAAUGGCAACUAUUACUGCCAGAAGGUCAACGCGAUCACCUAUUCAGGCGUUGGUGGGACGGGAUCGUACAACAAGAUCACCGCCAUGGACUCCACCGGAGGCACAUGCGCCAGCUCGCCCAGUGGCUACUCUGGAACCAUGUCACCUUUCGACGAAGAGGUGUCAAUGCACUUCCGCGGCCCAUUGAAUCUGAAGCAGUUCGCCGUCUACACUCCGAGCUCGUCCCCCAGCAAGGCGAAGCUGGCCCGCCGUAGUGCAAACGACAGGCGCCAUGCCCACGGACAUGGCCACGCGCAUUUGCACCAUGCUCGUGACGCCGCUGCGAAGGAGAAGCGCGGGCUCGGCGAUAUGGUCACUGCCAUGAUCAACGGCGAAGUAGUCUCGUGGGUGAACGAGUAUGCCGGCGGUGCAGCUGCCACAUCUGCUGCCGCACCUGCAGCAUCCACUGCGGAAGCCUCUGCGCCAGCCGCCUACCAGCCGGCUCGCCGUCCGGCUGCCGCAUCCUCUGAUGCAUCCGCCAGCUCGCACUCUUCUGCGUCUUCGUCUGACGAUGACUCCAGCUCUUCAAAUGGAUGGACCCGCCAGGCAUACUACGACGCCUCGUCCGGAACUUCUAAUGGUCUUGUCUUCCUGAACCACGAGGGUGGCACUGGUUCCGGCGUCUUCGAUAUGCAGUUUGGAAACUCUCUGUCAUACGCCAGCACCGAUGCCUGCUCCGGUGUCGCGGCUCCCACUGUCCUCGAGGAUUGCACGCUCAAGUCGUCCACCGAGGUCGUCAUUAUGAGUGACAAAAAGUGUUCCGACGACGAAGGCUGUGGCUUCUCCCGUGACGGCACCGUUGCUUACCACGGCUUCGACGGCCCAAGUAAGGCAUUCUUCUUCGAGUUCGGCAUGCCAGACAGUGGCGAGACUGCCACCAACCCUUACGACCCAGUCAAUAUGCCCGCCAUCUGGAUGCUAAACGCUCAAAUACCACGCACGCUCCAGUACGGCAAGCCAGAGUGCUCGUGCUGGACCACCGGAUGCGGCGAAUUCGAUAUCUUCGAGGUUCUCGCGGCUGGCGACACUCGCUGCAAGAGCACCAUGCACGGCAACAUCGCCGGGGGUGACAGCGAUUACUUUGAGCGCCCAGUGACCGGAACCAUCAAGGCUGCAUUGCUCCUGUACAAGGACAACAUGCAUAUCAAGAUCAUCGACAACAGCACCGAGUUCGGCAACGACAUGCCAAUGACGUUCCUUGAUGACAUGGUCAAGGACACCAUGGAGGACAGCCUGAGCAACUUGGUUUCCCUCUUCAAGCUGAGCUCGUAG
This is a messenger RNA of Ramularia collo-cygni, 1389 nucleotides long. Its product is annotated as related to TOS1 Target of SBF. The transcript is spliced from 2 exons. The record is from RefSeq and is a predicted model, not a curated record. Lineage: Eukaryota; Fungi; Ascomycota; Dothideomycetes; Mycosphaerellales; Mycosphaerellaceae. Gene Ontology annotation, cellular component: fungal-type cell wall. The coding region runs from base 1 to 1389 and encodes 462 amino acids.